Molecule: messenger RNA, 1924 nt
Organism: Ricinus communis (castor bean)
Lineage: Eukaryota; Viridiplantae; Streptophyta; Magnoliopsida; Malpighiales; Euphorbiaceae
Product: protein DETOXIFICATION 42
Exons: 14
Coding region: 97-1713 (538 amino acids)
Biological process (GO): transmembrane transport
Cellular component (GO): membrane
Molecular function (GO): antiporter activity; xenobiotic transmembrane transporter activity
Source: RefSeq, a predicted model, not a curated record
AGGUUUCAUAAUAGCCAUGUCUUUGAACGAGAUCUUGUUUAGCUUUGUAAAAUGUUCUGCAAUUAAGUCCCCGCGCUCAAAGAUUCUUCUAUUGAAAUGACUGUACACAGUAGCGGCUUAAUUUGCUUCCUUCAAAGGACAACUCGGCAAUUUGGCAUCCCGAUGAUGCCCGAGGAAGAUGAUACUUACCCUGCUAUGGAGAAGAAGAGACCAACCGUCUGCAUUUUCUUUAAUGAUUUUAGGAAUGUCCUUAAAUUGGAUGAACUCGGGUUAGAAAUAGCACGUAUAGCAUUGCCUGCAGCUCUGGCUUUGACAGCCGACCCCAUUGCCUCAAUGGUGGACACAGCAUUUAUUGGCCAAAUAGGUUCAGUAGAACUAGCUGCUGUUGGAGUUUCUAUUGCUCUAUUUAAUCAAGUCUCGAGAAUCGCAAUAUUCCCACUUGUCAGUAUCACAACCUCUUUUGUUGCUGAAGAAGAUACUAUAGGAAGAAUGACUCCUGAUGUACAAGAAAGUGAAUUGUUGGAGACAGGUUCAACUGUAAAUGAAAGUAAAGAGUUGAUACCACAAAAUGACUCUGCUUCUGGUGCAUAUAAAUCAAAAUCGCCCAUUAGCAGCUUUGAUACUGCUAACAUCGAGAAUGAAAGAAAGCAUAUUCCCUCAGCCUCAUCCGCAUUGGUUAUCGGUGCCAUCCUUGGCUUCGUCCAAGCAAUUUUUCUCAUAUCUGGAGCAAAACCAUUGUUAAAUUUCAUGGGAGUCAGUUCUGAUUCACCUAUGCUGACCCCUGCUCAACAAUAUUUGACAUUGAGGUCACUGGGUGCUCCUGCAAUUCUUCUUUCCUUGGCAAUGCAAGGAGUCUUCCGCGGAUUUAAAGACACAAAGACUCCUUUAUAUGCCACUGUGGCUGGAGACGUUACAAACAUAAUCUUAGAUCCCAUUUUCAUGUUUGUUUUUCGCCUUGGAGUCAGUGGUGCAGCCAUUGCCCAUGUUUUAUCCCAAUACCUAAUUUCAGUUUUACUCUUGUGGAGAUUAAUGAAACAAGUUGAUCUCUUAUCUCCUAGUGUAAAAAAUCUACAAUUUGGUAGAUUUCUUAAAAAUGGUUUUCUUUUAUUGAUGAGGGUGAUAGCUGUAACGUUCUGUGUUACACUUUCUGCAUCAUUAGCUGCACGACAAGGAUCAAUAUCCAUGGCUGCAUUUCAAGUCUGCUUGCAGGUUUGGCUGGCCACAUCUCUUCUCGCUGAUGGAUUGGCUGUUGCUGGCCAGGCAAUACUUGCAAGUGCUUUUGCCAAAGGGGAGUAUGACAAGGCAAUAGCGACAGCAUCUCGUGUAUUACAGUUGGGAUUGCUUCUGGGAUUAAUGCUGGCUGUCGUACUCGGACUAGGUUUAAGCUAUGGAGCAAGAUUAUUCACUAGUGAUGUCAAUGUUCUCCACAUGAUUAGUAUAGGCAUUCCGUUUGUUGCAGGAACGCAACCCAUCAACGCCUUAGCAUUUGUAUUUGAUGGUGUCAACUUUGGAGCUUCUGAUUUUGCAUACUCUGCAUACUCCAUGGUUCUGGUGGCCGUUGGAAGCAUCUUUUGUUUACUUUUUCUCUCUUCCGCUUAUAAGUUCAUUGGAGUCUGGGUUGCUCUGACAAUAUAUAUGGGUCUCCGUGCAUCUGCUGGAUUUUGGAGGAUAGGGACUGGAACAGGGCCAUGGCGCUUUCUGAGGAGCCCGUAGCAGAUUAGUGUUGCUUCAGCCAUUGGUUUUGCAGUGUCUUUUCUACAGCUGCAACUUGUUUCCAUUAUUUUGUUUCUCAUAGAUGCCAUGUUUUUUAUUUGUAUAAGCAUUUUUUUUUUUCUAUUAUGUUCUUUGAUUAAUAAAUGACAUGAAAAUAUUGGCUCCUUCCUAUGUCCCAUUGUAAAUAAAAGUUUUAGAUGACUUGUACCAA